CGCCAAAACUGCUUUAAUGAAAAGAGGUUGAAUACAUUCAUUUUAUAACGAUAAAUCAGAGCAAACAAGCAGACAAUGGUGCCAAUCAGCGUAUCGAGCUACUAAAUCUGUUUUUGGAUGAGUUUUGGUAUGUCGCCGCGUCACUGAAUGUCAUUGGAUUUAUAAAUACAAUCAGCUCCAGAAAUAGGUAGCUACAGGUUUUCCAGGCGUGCCGACUAAAAUAAAAUAGCCUGGAUUCGGUUAACAAUAUUAUUGUCUGAGCUUACUAAGCGGACAGAUCUGUUCUCAAUCGGAUUAUAUUUUUAUUGUGUGAUAAUGGAUGACGAUUCUCAACAAUUUUCUUUACGCUGGCAUAACCACCAGACGAGCAUUAUCGGUGCCCUCGGCCGCAUGUUAGAGUCAGGUGCUCUGAGUGACGUCACGCUCAGUGCAAAUGGAGUAUCCCUGAAGGCCCACAGACUAGUUUUAGCUGCUUGUAGUCUAUACUUCGAACAUAUUUUCAAGGAUGUAGAAGAGAACACCGUUGUUGUCAUCUUGGAUUGUGAUGCUUCAGACUUGCGUCAACUUCUUACAUUUAUGUACACUGGUGAAGUGACAGCGGCGAGAAAGAAUUUGCCUUCGCUAUUACGACUGGCGCAGUCCUUACAAGUGUCCGGACUUACUGAUGCAAAUUAUGACUCCACCGCUCUACCGCGUGAAAAUGAACCUCUUAAAGUACCGAACGAUGAUCCCAUUAACCUAGAUGUUUCAAACAAAGAAGAUACAGAUAAAUUAUUUGAUAAACAGCUGUCAGAAAUUACAAGAAAUGAUAAAUUGAGUAAAUUAGACCAAAUAGUUCAAAAUCUGUACACUUCACAUAAAAUUGGUAAUAUGACGACGCCAAUGUUAUCACAGCCUGUGCUUCAGAGCUUAACGGAACCAUCAAUAUCCCAAAUGGAAUAUGAAAAGAAAUGGCGAGGUGGAUCAAUAUGUACAAUAUGCAACAAGCGUCUUAGCAAUCAAUACAACCUGCGCGUGCACAUGGAAACACAUGCUGGAAGACGUCACGCAUGUCGCGCAUGUUCGCAUGUCUCUCGAUCACGUGACGCAUUAAGGAAACACGUUGCGUAUAGGCAUGCACAUUCGACUAAAAGUUCACUUUGACGAUAGACAAGUCAAAUAAAGGGCCUUGAUUUGGGGCCUCAAGUCCGUCCCUGAUUCAUUAUAUUUUUUUAAUCCCAACGUAUAUACCCAUUAGGAUACUAAGAUAAAUUGAAUAAGCUGUAAAAUAUUGCACCCAUGACCGACAUUAGACAACUACUUAGCAAAGUAGUUGUAAUAGUAGCAACUAUUACUAGUCAUAUAGAAAAAAAAACAUAUUUAUUUGCAUAUUUCCAGUCAUCGUUAUUAUAAUGUAACUUAAUUUAUUUUAUUAUUAAGUAUUCAACUACUAUGGUUAUGGAUAAUAAAAAUACAAGUACAAGUGUACACAAUUUAUUUCUGCCUUACAUUAGUAGAAAAACGCAUCAAAAUGACAGUCUGUAGAAAAUUAGCUAGUAUAAAAAUACUGUUCACUUUUUGUAAACGCAAUCAGUUAAAAAAGCGUAAAAUGCGUUCCACACGAUUAGUUGAAGUUCCACAAUAUUAUGUAGAAGAGACUACUGGUAACUUAUAAAUUUAAUUUCCGUCAUAAUCCUUUAGAAUUGUUCCGUGUAG
This is a messenger RNA of Pieris brassicae (large cabbage white), 1695 nucleotides long. RefSeq names its product protein bric-a-brac 1-like. Gene Ontology annotation, molecular function: protein binding. NCBI's taxonomy places the organism in Eukaryota, Metazoa, Arthropoda, Insecta, Lepidoptera, Pieridae. Gene Ontology annotation, cellular component: nucleus. The record is from RefSeq and is a predicted model, not a curated record. The coding region runs from base 316 to 1143 and encodes 275 amino acids. The transcript is spliced from 5 exons. Gene Ontology annotation, biological process: regulation of transcription by RNA polymerase II.